GUCGUUGCCACGCUGCUGCAGGUCAACCCAAGGCACCGGCCCUCCGUGGACCAGCUGUGCCAGAUGCCGCUGAUGCGCCGGCACAUCCCCGAGCUAGGCGGUGCUGGCCCCGAGUUCAAGCCGACGGACCUGCUGAGCACCAUCAAGCUGCCCGCCAACGCCAUCGACAUCUCGGGCAUGCUCCCGCAGGCCAGGUACGACCUGCCGAAGGUCCUCGACGAGGGGAUGUCGGACGACGGCGCAGGCGGCACCCGCGGCAGCGGCCGCUCCCGAGGGAUGCAGAGGAGCCCCCGGCAGUACAGCAGGGCCGAGCUGGACGCGCUGCCGAAGCCGCUGGGUGCGCCAGGUGUGGCGCGUGGGGACACGGGGGCCACGGCCAACUCUGUCCAGCGGGACCAGGACGGCCGAAGUGGGAGCCCCCGCGGCGGCUCUUACGUGCCGUCCCAUUCAGGCGAGCACGACGCCCUCGACGCGUUGCGUAAGCAGCACCAGAGGGCCCUCCCGCCCGUCUCGAGGCAGCCCUCCGGAUCGCACGAGGACUCCGAGCUGCCCCCGGUGCAGCCCCGGCUCUAUCAGCCGAGGAGCGAGGCGAGCAGUUUGGCCGGGCCCUCGCAGGCCGGCCGCGCCGUGGAGGGGCGCGGGCGCUACAACCCGCGGCCGCAGGGGUACGAGGCUCGGCGGCCGAUGGCGCAGUAUGCGCGGCAGCAGUACAGCCUCGGCUCCCAGCAGGGCGGCGGCCAACAAAGGCCCCAG
This is a messenger RNA of Prorocentrum cordatum, 753 nucleotides long. The record is from the annotation of a GenBank genome assembly. NCBI's taxonomy places the organism in Eukaryota, Dinophyceae, Prorocentrales, Prorocentraceae.